CUUCUUUCUUCCCAAACCCUCCGCUUGUUUCUCUUUUCUCUCUCUCUCUGUUUCUACUACAAACUCCUUCAACUGACUAAGAAGAAGAGGAAACAAAGGAAAGAAGAAGAAAAUCUAUGGCGGAUGUUGUACAGUUCAAGCUGGAGCGUAUGCUCCCUGAGCUCGACGACCUUGAAAAACGUGGUCUAUUUAGCCGCCAGGAAAUAGCGGAAAUAGUGAAACAGCGCCGGAAAUUUGAGUACAGGCUGAAGAGACCUAGUCCAUUGAAGCAGGAUUUUGUAGCAUACAUUGACUAUGAGAAAAGUCUCGAUUCUCUACGACUUCUACGUAAAAAAGCUCAGAUGAAAACAACCGGCGAUAGAAAGUUGAAAAAGUCUGUUUCAGAUUAUGCUGGAGUUUCCAGGAUUAUUGAGAUUUAUCGGCUCGCCACCACUAGGUUUAAGGGAGAUAUAGAGCUUUGGUUUCAGUAUUUGGAGUUCUGUAGGGAGCGAAGGAAUGGUCGAAUGAAGAAGGCCCUUGCACAGGUAAUCAGGUUUCACCCUAAGGUGCCUGGAGUAUGGAUAUAUGCUGCAGCUUGGGAAUUCGAUAGCAACUUAAAUGCUGCUGCUGCUCGUGCCCUAAUGCAUAGCGGCUUGAGAGCAUGUCCAACUUCUGAGGAUUUGUGGGUAGAAUAUCUCCGAAUGGAGCUUACAUACCUGAAUAAAUUAAAGGCCCGCAAAGUUGUGCUAGGAGAGGAUGAGGGAACACUAGCUCGUUCUGGCAAAAGUGCUAAAGAGGAACAGUGGAGAGAUGAGAACAAGGAAUUAUUUAUUGUCCUUGAUGAUAAAAGAGAGGAAGACAAAUUAUCCAACCUUCACGACGGAGACUCGAAGGAGAAAUUAGAUUUAUUUAGGGAACAAGGUUUAAGUGUUCUUCAGACAGUUUACGGUGGUUCUAUUAAAGCCCUCCCUUCCAGUUUCAGUUUAAGAACAAAGUUUCUUGACAUACUAGAAGCAACAGAUUUAGGUCAUUCAGAAGAUAUGCGAAAUGAAAUACUUGCUGAUAUGAAACGGGACUUCUCAAAAGAACCAAAAUAUUGGGAUUGGCUUGCAAGACAGGAAGUGAUUGAUCUUAAUAAUCCAGAGACUACUGAAGCAAUGACAGCUGAUCAGUUAAGCAGAGCAAUUCAGGUUUAUGAGGAGGGUUUAAAAAUUGUGCCUUCAGCUUCAAUGUUUGAUUGUUAUGCAAAGUUCCUGAUGGAUGUCAUCCGUUUUAAAAAUAAGGGAAGUCAAUCUUCUGAGCUCUUCAGUACAGCUAGUCAUGUUAUGGAUCCUAUUUCACAUCUCCUGGUAGUAUAUGAAAAGGCUGAAACCAUGGGGUGCAUCACAGAAGAUCUUGCUUGCCAGCAUGUUUCUUUUCUACUGCAACUUGGGAAAGUAGAUGAAGCUAAGACUUUGGCGGAGAAAUUGUGUUCUGGAAAAUUUUCAGAAGCAGUGCAGCUAUGGGCUUUACGGUUCUCAAUAGAAAUGAGAUUUAUCCAGAAGAACUGUACUCCAAAUAAGGCAGCUCUGUCUUCUAUCUUUGAACCCCUGAGAAGUGUUUUGUUGAAACUUCCCAUAUUAGAAGCAGAAACUAUAUGGCUUAUGGCGCUCAAAUAUUUUUCCACUCAUAAGAAAUUCUUUGACAAGUUGGUUGAGACUUCUAUAUCUUUACUGGCCAAAGAUGGUGGAAGUGAUGAUGGUUUUUCCCUCUCUACUACCAUCGUCAAUUUUGUUCUGCAAAGGGAUGGACUUGGGAGUGCUAGAGAGUUGUAUAAGAGAUUUCUUGCUUUACCGCAUCCAGGACUUUCUUUAUACAGGAAUUGCAUUGAGCUGGAAUUGAACCUUGCGUCUAGUGGAGAUAAGAUUAGUCUUGGAAAUGUCCGAAAACUAUUUGAAACUGCACUUACAACUUAUGAUCAAGAUGUCAGAUUGUGGCAAGACUAUUAUAAUAUGGAAAUCAAGAUGGGAACAUCAGAAACUGCAGCAGCUGUUCACUGGCGAGCACGGAAAACCCUCAAGAAGAGUAUUUCCCUUGUACCCUCACUGGAUAUGUGAUCAAUCUCAUGUGUGAAUACCGUCAAAAUUUGACUUGGGAAUACUUUGAGCAAGUAAUAUUAACCAAAGCUCUCUGUGGAGGUCUGGCUAAUGUGAUUUCUUAUGUGGUGCACCAUCUCAUAUAUCAUUGAGCUGCCAAUCUUAAUCUACAUCACAAUUUGCAGUAUUGGUUCUCUUUUGAGGACAUCUUAUGUGAUCUGAGUCACUGUUAAAGGAGCCUUGCUAUAUUCUUAGGCAGGACUUUGGCAGCAACUGUGAUAUAAAGCCUUUAGGAGAGAGCUAUUGUCAAUUUUCUUGACCUCUCAAACUACUUGGAACGACAAAAUUUUGUAGACGAGUACCUUUAGCUUUGUGUGUCAAACAGACAAUGUACCAUUUCUAUCAAGAAAGCCUUCAUAUGGUUUCUUCUAAUUUCAUUAUUUCAAGACUCUUUUCUUUUUGUUCAAAUAUAGUAAUAUUUUCAUGUUGA
This is a messenger RNA of Solanum verrucosum, 2544 nucleotides long. RefSeq lists its product as uncharacterized. Gene Ontology annotation, cellular component: Pwp2p-containing subcomplex of 90S preribosome; small-subunit processome. The transcript is spliced from 6 exons. The record is from RefSeq and is a predicted model, not a curated record. Gene Ontology annotation, biological process: maturation of SSU-rRNA from tricistronic rRNA transcript (SSU-rRNA, 5.8S rRNA, LSU-rRNA). Bases 117 to 2075 code for a protein of 652 amino acids. NCBI's taxonomy places the organism in Eukaryota, Viridiplantae, Streptophyta, Magnoliopsida, Solanales, Solanaceae. Gene Ontology annotation, molecular function: protein binding; snoRNA binding.